This is a messenger RNA of Lachnellula hyalina, 942 nucleotides long. RefSeq names its product Short-chain dehydrogenase reductase 3c (gene SDR3c). NCBI's taxonomy places the organism in Eukaryota, Fungi, Ascomycota, Leotiomycetes, Helotiales, Lachnaceae. The record is from RefSeq and is a predicted model, not a curated record. The transcript has 3 exons. The coding region runs from base 1 to 942 and encodes 313 amino acids.
AUGGAAUCAGUGGCUUUUGAUAAGACUUUCCUACGAGGUCUUUCUUCGAAAACUGUCAUUGUCACGGGCGGAGCAAAUGGCAUUGGAGCUCAGACAGCCAGGCUCUGCCAUACAUACGGAGCCAAUGUGACCAUUGCAGACCUUGCGUCCUCACAAAAUGCAGCCAACAACAUAAUCACAUCGCUUCCAGCCGGUUCUCAACAACGAAUGAUUUACAUACCGACAAACACUACCAGCUGGAACGACCUGAAACAUAUGUUUUUCAAGACUUUUUCCGCAUUCGGCUCCGUUCAAAUUGUCAUUGCGAACGCUGGAGUCAUGGAAAGUACGAACUUUUGGGAUUUUGACCAGCUUGAUGAGCAAGGGGAUCCAUUAGAACCCAAAGAAUCGAGUAGAGUUAUAGACAUCAACCUGAAAGGAACUAUGAACACUUUGAAGCUUGCAAUGUACCAUAUGCGAUCAAAUCCCCCCUGUUUCCCGGACAGCUCUCGAGGGUCAAUCAUUCUUAUAUCAUCAACUUCUGGAUAUUUUGGCAGUAGCGGUGUCGCCUCAUAUAUUUCUUCGAAGCAUGGUGUGACUGGUGUAUUGCGGGCUUCUCAGGGAGCAGCGAACCAGCUAGGUAUUAGGGUCAACGGGAUUGCACCAUUUUAUACUCCGACACACAUGACCAGUGGUUACUCCGCACUAUGGAGUAAGAGCAGCGUACCCGGAAACACCGUAGAUGAUUUGGCCCAGGCAAUAACACAGACUGCUAUGGAUUCUUCACGCAGCGGGAAAUGCUUCUUGGUUGCAUUGGGCAAGAUGAUUGAGCUCGAAACUUUUUAUAAUGCCAUGGUGCCUGAAUGGGUAGGUUCGGAUGUAGCAGAGCUGAUGAAUUCAGCAGGUCGAUUCAUGAAGGAUAUUGGCGGUUAUAAGUUGCCGCAAGAACGGCCAAAAUUGUAG